UUCCUUUCAACUUCCCUUUCAGUCUUUCUAAUUCUCUCCUUCUAUUCGCUUUAUUAAUUAUACUUAAAACAUAUUUAUAAUUUUUCCUUUCCAGUUAUAUUGCACGUUUUUAACCAUGGAAACAUGGUUCCUCAGCCUUGUCGCCCUCUCCAUUUCCGUACUCAUCACUCUCUUCGUCUUCAACCCUUUCUCCAAAAAACUCUCCCACAACCUCCCUCCCGGCCCUCCCACUAUUCCCAUCAUCGGAAACUUAUUACUGUUUUUCAAAAGUUUCCACGAACUUGAGUCCAUCCUCCGAAACCUCCACAAAAAAUAUGGCCCCAUCCUCACUCUGAAAAUUGGCUCUAAACCUGCAAUCUUCAUUGCCAAUGGCUCUCUCGCUCAUCAAGCUUUAAUUAAAAACAGUUCCAUCUUUGCCGACCGUCCACCGGUCCUCCUCACGGACAAAAUCAUAUCCAAUAAUCAGCACAACAUCAAUACCGCCUUUCACAGCCCCACCUGGCGGCUCCUCCGCCGCAACCUCACCUCCAAAAUCCUCAACCCUCCGCAGGUGAAGUCAUACUCCCAUGCACGCAAGUGGGUGUUGGAAAUUCUCAUUGGGAGACUGAAGUCUCACUCAAAAUCUGGUGUUAUAUGUGUGGUUGACCAUCUUCGAUACGCCAUGUUUUGCCUGUUGGCACUCAUGUGCUUUGGCAAGAAGCUUGAAGAAGAACAAAUCAAAGAGAUUGUUCGAGCGCAGAGAAAUCUACUAUUGAGCCUCCCCCGGUUUCGGAUUCUCAACGUCUGGCCGACCGUCGGAAAGAUUUUGUUCCGAAAGCGGUGGGAGGAGCUGUUUCAGAUGAUUCGAGACCGAGGAAACGUAUUGAUCCCGCUUAUAAGAGCAAGAAAGGUGAUGAAACAAGAGAAGGUUAACACAAAAUCCGAUCCUGAACAAACAAAAAUCAAAUGUUACGUUGAUACGUUGUUUGAUUUGGAGGUCCCCGAAGAAAAAAGAAAGCUUGAAGAAAGUGAAUUAGUAGGUUUGUGCACCGAAUUCCUCGAUGGUGGAACUAGUACUACAAUCACAGCGCUUCAAUGGAUCUUCGCAAACUUAGUAAAGAAUCCUGAAAUCCAAGGGAAGCUCUACAUGGAGAUGAAACAAAAUCUAAGUGAAAAAUAUUUAAAUCAAGAAGAAAUUAAAGAAGAAGAUUUGCAGAAGUUGCCUUAUCUAAAAGCAGUAGUUUUGGAAGGCUUAAGGCGCCACCCUCCGGGCCAUUUUGUGCUGCCACACGCGGUGACAGAAGACACAGUUUUGAAUGGCUAUUUAGUUCCCAGAAAUUGUGUGGUGAAUGUCACAGUGGCGGAGAUAGGUUUGGAUCCAGAAGUGUGGGAAGAUCCUAUGGCGUUCAAGCCAGAGAGGUUUUUGAGGAGUAAUGGAGAAGAGAUUGAGUUUGACAUUACAGGGAGUACGGAGAUAAAAAUGAUGCCAUUUGGAGUAGGAAGAAGGAUUUGUCCUGGGAUGGAUUUGGCGAUGCUUCAUUUGGUGUAUUUUGUGGGGAAUUUGGUGUGGAAUUUUAAGUGGUCAAGUUUGGAUGGAGAGGAUGUCGAUUUGAGAGAGAAGCAAGAGUUUUUCACUUAUGUUAUGGAAAAGCCACUACAAGCUCACUUGUCUCCAAGAAAUUGAAAUAUUUGAAUUAAAUUAUAUUAUAGUACUAUAUGCGGUCAGUAGUCAAGUCUCCAGUUCUAGCAUUGAAGUGGUUAUCAGAAAAAGGUUGUAGUGUUGAACUAGUGCACUCCAGAAGAUAAGAUCUCAAUAAACUUUUCUUUUGCUCAA
Molecule: messenger RNA, 1813 nt
Organism: Mangifera indica (mango)
Lineage: Eukaryota; Viridiplantae; Streptophyta; Magnoliopsida; Sapindales; Anacardiaceae
Product: cytochrome P450 89A2-like
Exons: 1
Coding region: 116-1663 (515 amino acids)
Cellular component (GO): membrane
Molecular function (GO): heme binding; oxidoreductase activity, acting on paired donors, with incorporation or reduction of molecular oxygen, NAD(P)H as one donor, and incorporation of one atom of oxygen; iron ion binding
Source: RefSeq, a predicted model, not a curated record